UUCAGAUCUGUACUUGUAAUUGUACGUACUUAUUCCCCUGAGAAUUAUGGCUAAAAAAUGCCACCUACACUCCCCCCAAAAUCUACACGUUCCAUUAUUCCAUCGUGACCGCAAACAGACUAAUUUAUUGUCAAUAAUACAAUAUUCAGGAUGAUUAAUACCCGGCCACUCCUUUCUCAUCGGUCACAUACAUGUGUAUGUACGUACAUAUUUUUUUGUAUUUUUUGGCCAAAUUGUUAUUUUACACAUGGUGGAGAAUUUUUUAAUUGGGGCUUGGUAUUUUUUGCAAUUCCAAAUAUUUGUAUGGGCAAGUGUGCGAUGUGGUUGGUUUUCUUUAUGAGGACGUAUUAUCUGGUGACGACGCAUUGAUGACGCAUUGGGCGUCACAAUUUGAGAUGACAACGCAUUGAUGAGAGAAUUUUGAAUUCCAUUUUAUUCCCGUGACAAUUUAGUGACGUCGUGAAUGGCGGUGUUGAGUUGUUGAAUCGAUAAAAUCUGGAGAAACCGGAAUUCUGGAGAAGCGCAACUCUACGUCAAACAUUGGUCCAGCUCGGAAAUAUUGGUUUAAGAAAACAUUUAUAUAAGAAAGGUGACACGUUUUUUAUGAAAAAUAUUAACGAAACCUCAAUUUAAGAUCUGGACCAUGACUUCCGCCCCCGUUGGCUUGUCCACGUCUGCCUGGUGGCUGGAGAAAGGUGUCAUCCUUCACGAUAAUAAAUACCUCGUUGCAGAGGAUCGAAAAACCUACAUGUGCGAAAAGGCCAGAAUUCUCGUCAUCUUCUUUGGCUCUUAUCGCAACCGGAGCACAAAGCAUUUUGUCAAAUAUCUCAACAAACUGUAUUCGUACACGACUGAGAAACGUGCCAGGCUCGAAAUCAUCUUCAUUCCGCAAGAUGAAGAUGAAGCGGAUUGCGAAUUCUUUGUGAAGGCUUUGAUGGGAGAUUGGCUCAUCGUGCCGUGGUCGAACCAGCAACUUCGCAGAAAGGUGAAGAACAUGUACAGCGUGUCGGACCAGCCGUGGCUCGUCGUGGUGAAGAACGACGCGAAGGGGAGCUUGGUCCGGCUGGAUGGAAAAUCGGACCUUCUCGACUACGGCUACUUUUGCUGGAGGGAUUGGAUGGAAAUUGCGAAAGAGAUUCCUCCCCCGGAAUCUUGACCUCCGACCACUCGCUCUAAAAUUGAUCUAAUCUGAUGAACUUUUCAAAUACGUAUCGUUUAUUAUUUACAUAAUAAAUUGAAAACUUGUA
Folsomia candida is the source of this 1247-nucleotide messenger RNA. RefSeq names its product nucleoredoxin-like protein 2. NCBI's taxonomy places the organism in Eukaryota, Metazoa, Arthropoda, Collembola, Entomobryomorpha, Isotomidae. The coding region runs from base 644 to 1156 and encodes 170 amino acids. The record is from RefSeq and is a predicted model, not a curated record. Gene Ontology annotation, biological process: photoreceptor cell maintenance; sensory perception. The transcript is spliced from 3 exons.